Molecule: messenger RNA, 4947 nt
Organism: Porites lobata
Lineage: Eukaryota; Metazoa; Cnidaria; Anthozoa; Scleractinia; Poritidae
Source: the annotation of a GenBank genome assembly
AUGAAAUUGCAGAGGAGGCCGGAUAAAGUAAUUUGUUCGCUCAUAUUCUGCUUCAUCUUUGGAGCAGUUUUGGCGGCCGAAGAAGAAUCUAGAUCUUCCUACAUAGUAGCCCAAGAGAACAAGCGUUUACAUGGCUAUGCUGUAAAGAGAAUCGAUUCUACGGAUGAAAUGUCAUGCAGUCAAGCUUGUUUAAGGCAUUCUUGGUGUACUUCUUCUAACUUCAAAGAGUCCUCAGGCAAUUGUGAACUGAACAACCACGAGUUUUCAAUAACUGCAGAUGGUGACACCAAGCUCACUGAUAAUACGGGCACAACGUUGUCAAUGUUUCUUAAGGUAAGGCGAAGAGAGGUUUGUCAACAACGUACGCGAUGUAAUUAAGAACUGCGUUCAACUAAAUUUUUAACUAAUACACAUCAGUUCUGUUCUGUUGGAAAAACAAUAAAAUUGAGUUUUAUUAGGAUGCAUUUAUCAAAAAUGGCAUCCAAAGCGGGGAUAUGCCUUGUAUUGGAGCCAGUCAUGUUCACUGCCUUUUGCUACCAGUUUCAAUCCGGGACAAUUUUUUAAUGUUAUUGACGGCUAUGUAUAUUCUUGCCUUCAGUUGGUUUACUUGUUAUUAAAUUACAGUUAAGAAAAAUGCGCAGUGCAAUUCAAAAGGAGAGUCCGUCGAGUUUGUAAUUUAUGGAAAUUUUAUUUUGGUUUCCAAGUUCAAAGUAAUUAUAUUGUACAGAUAUGAUUUGCACUGCGCCUUAAAAAGUAUCUUGAGAGAUCAGUACGCACUGCAAGGAUCACAUGAAUUCGAACGUUUUUGCCCUAAAACAUUUGCUAGUGUAAAAAGCUGCAGGAAGUCGAUGGAAAACAACUUUUGCUUACCCAUGUAAAAUGUGAUUUUCUGCAGGGUUGUCUGAUGGCUGGAUGCCUCAACGGAGGUUCUUGUUUGUUCGACAAGGAAAAAGAAGCUUUCGCUUGCUCAUGCGAUCUGCAAUGGAAUGGAGAAAAAUGUGAACUAGGUAAAUUCUUACUUUUUUUUUGUCCCUUUUAAUAAAUAUAGAAUAGUGAAAGAGGUGCAUUCCCUGCUAGCACCUGGUAUCCCGAAUACCAUGGAAACUCUAGGCCUCAAACAGUACACAUCUUUCCCUGUUAGCAGAAAAAUCACAUAUUUGUCUGUAUCUGGCAAAUGUUUCAGUGGUACAAAGAAAGUUAAACUGUUGACAGAUUACCAAUUUAAUGAACCUUCUACCUUGUGAAACUGGUAAGCAGCAUUUGGCGUUCAAUUUCUUAUCCUCAAAUGUGGAUCGGCCUGGAAUCAGGUUCCUUAGUAGGAAGAAAAAAGCGAAUAAUGGAGUGAACAGCCUGCUAUUCGCCCCUUUUCUCCUCUAAGAAGCCUCAGAUCUAGGCUAAGUCUGGAACUUCAAUGUUUUUCUCGUGAUUUUUCGUUUUCUUUCUCAUGAAGUAUAGGCUCCUGAAGGGUAUAUAUGUCCAAUGCACAGUUGUGGCCAUUUUUAAUUUUGGGUUCGCCAUCUUGUGUUCCGGCCAUUAGGCUCUACAGCAAAAGCUUUCAGCCAACCUUGCAUUAUCCGCGAGUUUCUCCAUCUGAUGGACUAAUUAUAAUCUGUUUUUGUAGACAUUGACGAAUGCGCAAAAAAUACCCACAAGUGCGGUGCCAAUGCUUACUGCAAUAAUUCCAAGGGAGGAUACAACUGCAAAUGUCAUCCGCGAUAUUACGGAGAUGGAAAGAAUUGUGAACCAGGUGAGAUGGCAGGCUUUGUAUGAACUUGGAAGAUUUUUGAAAAACUACGUAAGCAGACAAUACCGUUUAAUCUGUGCGAAAAGUAGACAAUUUAUUUGGCCAUUAUUCUAUAAUGAUAGUCAAACGUAUUUUUAUACUAGGAGUAAUCGGAGCUUAGAAGAGUGCGUUCGAUAUGUUUGUUAGGCGUACAGGUAGCAGUUGAGGGGGAAGGGUGGUUGCGAUAUAGAUAAAUAUGAUUAUGGCUUAUAUUGAACGUAAGGUUUGCGUACAGCAAAACCUCUAUUUAAACUGUGCAUCAUUAUAAGAAGGUUUUGAAAAGAUAUCGUAUGGUUCGGUGUCAAGUGUUUGUAAUCGGAGGAGACAUUGGCCAGAGUGCGUCGAGCGUGUAAAUAGAACAUUUUGCUUUACUGGCGCGAUUACAGGACGCAGUUGCUCAAGGCCGAUUAGGCUUAACCCGGGAUUCUUUUUCUUUCUUCAAAACAUUUCUUCGGAUAAUUUUCUCUGUUUUCAGUUUAAGAGCAUCCAAUCAUCAACUCGUUGACAAAAUGAAUUAAAUUGAAUUUACUGUUUUAAAAGCUUUCACAUCUGAAUUCAAACUUCGCACUAACCCUGUCAAAGCCUUCAAUGGAAUGUGUGUGCGGCUCACGUCAAUAACUUUUUCAGUAAUUUGGUCGAGCGUGUUGAUUUCAGUGACUCGAAAGUGGCGCUACUCUGGGCUGUUUUAUAAGUUUUUCCUAAUAAAGAACAUAGAGUUAAAGUGUUCGUUCGUUUUUCCGGUGCCGAAAAUAUCACAAGUCAUGAUCAAAUGGCGCCGCCAAGCUUCACAUCUCGGUAGAUUUACUUUGUGGUACAACGGCCGCCGAACUAAACCCGGUUUGAUGCAUGCAACAGGAGUCGCAGACAUUUUCCAAAGACAGUGAUGAACCAUGUUGAAAAGUAUGAAGGCUUAAUCCAAAGUAAAAUUUAACAGCAAACUGCUGAAAGAUGAACGCUUUGGACGAUUCAGCAAACACAGAUUCGAUCAAUGUAUGCUUUACGAAGAUUCAGCAAACUUUUUAAAAGAUGAACGCUUUACGAAAACAGAAUAUAAGACCUCAGCAAACCUUUGAAAGAUGAACGCCGAGGACACAAGAAUCACCACGUGAGCUAGCGCGUGAAAGUGAGGCAAAACGUAAGCAAGCGCCUCAAAAUGCAAUCUCAAAAUGCAAUUUCAAAAAAACCUCCCUUAUUAAUUACACAGGACACCCAACACAAAUUAGGGGUUGCGUUCUCGUGACCUCGAACGCAAUAAUAGUAUGAACCGACAUCUAACUGAAGACAGUAGGUCUUCUUCUCAAACAGAAAAUGGUUGGGAAGGAAUUUUUAAUAUAGAAGGUAUCUUUUUAAAAGAAUCAUGCUGAAAGUAAAAAUAAAAAAGUUCACAAACCAUUCGAGAAUAAAUUUGAGUCUUUCAGACCUAGCAGGUACUCACUGGACAUGUUACAACGGACAUAUUUGUGGGCAAAAUUCCAGACAUCUCAACUGCCUUUGUAACGAGGGCUUUAUUGGAGCAUCUUGCCACAAUAAGUAACAAAACAAGCGUUGACUGAAACUGAAAAAGUGCCCUUGUCUUAGCUUGAAUAUAGGACAAGAACACUAGCAGGACUACUAGUGAAUUUGAUCAUUUUUUUUUUCAGCGAUCAAGUCAUGUCAAGACUGGCAUCACGAGAACCCAGACGAGUAGGUUACUUCUAUUUUUCACAAAGGUCUUUUUUUAUUCGAGUUGGUUUGAAAACGACACCAACGCUUUAGUACUAGACAAGGUUGUGAAACUGUUCUUUUUUUAUGUAAACAGUGAAAAACCUGCAUGUUUUGACACCCUUAGGGAAUGCUCUAGUGUCCGCCUAAUACAAGUUUCACUGCAGUUGUUAAUUAACCAAAAAGUGUCUUCUUUGUCUAGGACAAACAAAACUCAGAUGGUUACAAUUAUCUUUGACUCAAAGCCAACAUCGGUUCUCUGUCACAUGGGAGAUUUUGGAUGUGGGGAUGGAGGAUGGACACCGGUCAUGAAGAUGGACGGCAACAAGGUACGAAGUAGCCUGUGUCAGGCUCUUAGAUAGUAGGGACAUCAGAGCCUCUGUAUGGGUGUUUCCGACGAAAUCGAACGCGAAGAUCGCCAUUGGUUGGGCUGAGCUUGCUAGUAGCGUUACCACACAAAUGCUUAAUAUGCGACGAUUUUGUGCUCGCCUGAAAAAACGACGAUUUGAUGGAAAAUGCGCGACAAAAUCGACGUAUGCAGGUACCCACGCAGAGGCUCACAUCGCCAAAAUAAAACAGGCCAAGCGUUCUUAUUCUGCGUUCAGUUCAUUUUUAUUUACUAGCCAAAAUAUAAUACAAUACAGGAAUACAAACAGAAAUUGUAAGUUGGCAGGGAGCCCAGAAAAAACCAGAGGGCUUAUGAAGCCUGGGCUCCCCAGUCACGAAGAAAAAUGUACGACGAAUUUCGCUGAGCGAUACGUUAAAAAUAGGAACUAGACAGAGACUGAGUUAAGUUAUGAUGUCAGUAACAAGAUAUAGAAAAACGUUCUUAACUCUGGAUUCGUACGAAUAUAAGGAGGGGCAUCGCGAAUGUAACGUUGUACACAUCAGUAAUUUAUCGUUCAAUUAAUUUGACGGCCAAGUACUUGUUUCUGUCACAGCAAACUUUUGAAUACAAUUCCUCUCUCUGGAGCAACAAAGAAACCUUUAACCUUGACGGAGGGAAGACUGGGUUUGACUCACAGGAGACCAAACUUCCCUCCUACUGGAACACAUCCUUCUCCAAGAUCUGCCUCGGUAUGAAGAUCAAUGACAACCAGUCCAAGUUUAUUGUUAUCAACCAGCAGGCCAACUCCUUGUACUCUCUGAUCGCUGAUGGGCAAUACCGCAACACCUCACUGGGUCGUGACACCUGGAAGUCGCUGAUUGGUUCUGAGGCCUCCUUGCAGAACAACUGUAACAAGGAAGGGUUCAAUGCUGUUAGUAGUGGUAUUCGCGGUUCCAAAGCAAGAAUCGGUAUCAUUAGUAACGACCGUUACAAUUGCGCAUCUUGCGACUCUAGAAUUGGAUUUGGCACUGGUGGAAAGCCUGGUAAUAGCAACUCAUGUGGAAACGAGGCUUCACAUAAUUCAGAUAAUGGGAAUAAGCAUAUUAAGACAAUGGGAUACAUUUUGGUGCAGUGA